Harmonia axyridis is the source of this 1083-nucleotide messenger RNA. RefSeq lists its product as uncharacterized. The transcript is spliced from 2 exons. Bases 505 to 900 code for a protein of 131 amino acids. The record is from RefSeq and is a predicted model, not a curated record. NCBI's taxonomy places the organism in Eukaryota, Metazoa, Arthropoda, Insecta, Coleoptera, Coccinellidae.
UUACCAUUUAACCCUUACUGGAACAGUGGUACAAAAAUUGUACCACCUUUUCCCGAACAAGCGCAGCACAGUGGUCCAUAUAACAUACCACUCAUUUUAUCGCAAAUUUGAUACGGCACGGAAGCUUUAAAAGUAUACCACCUAAUGCAUCGCGUGCAUAUAUGCAUAAUACGCAUAUCUUGUGCGCAAACGUAAACAUCCCUUUUAUCAAACGUUAGUUUCUGCGACGCAUUUGCAGGAUAGUACACGUUUAUAUGCAAACCAAUUUUUUUGUGAACAAGUACCGUCUUUUUUUCAUUUGAAUUUAUUUGUUGAGUGUGUUUAUCCUAUAAGCUUCAAGAAUAGUUUUCAUCAAGUAAGUAUAUUUAAAUUUUCUCAAUAUUUUGUCUAGAAUGUAGUGGUACUUUAUAUGUACCACUGCGCCGUACGUAUAUAAGGGUUGGUCAUGAACUAUUAUUCCAGAUACAAUGGAAUAUUUGCCAUUCACAUUGAAAGGACUAACCCAUGCUGAGCUUAUGGAGGAAUAGUAUUUUUUUCCAUUUUGUAGAUGUUGCCGUCGUGAAAUCUUAUAUUUUAUAUCUCUUGAGCGGCGAAGAAAUCACACAUAAAGAUUUUAGGAGAAGAGUUAUAGAUGGAUUAGUAGCAGAGAUGAUUGUCUCAUUAAAAAGAAAACGAGACAACAGUCCAUUAGAAAUUAAGAAGCAUAAACCGCAAGUAUCCAUAGAAGUCAGACUUGACAGUUCAGCACAUCAACCUGGAAGAGGCACCAGAAGAAGAUGCGCAGUAUGCAGCACAAAAAUUAAUCAAGUGAGAACUGAAUGGACCUGUACAAUUUGUAAAGUUCCUUUGUGUUUGUCCAAAACGAGAACAUGCUUCCAGGAUUUCCACUCAAAGGCAUAGUGGUACACUAUAUGUACCACCUCCUAUAGGGUCCCACGAUUUUUUUGGAAAAAAAUUUACAUUGAUUUUUCAUUAUAUAUUCAUAUUUCUUCCUAAAUAAAUACAAAAACAUAAGUAAUUAUGAACUUUUAUUUGUUGUGCCACCCGUGCAAAAUAUCUUCGCUGAUCUCUGUGCCAAUAAGG